UUAAACGAAAUGCGUAUCCCAUCACUAUAAAUGCUAUAUAAGGAAACGUCGUUGAAUUGUUCGAUUGUUGAUUCCGAUCAUCAUUUUGGCAUUGUGGUUGACCUUUUCCUGUUAAAUACUUACGUCUUUCAUAAUUUGCAAUUUUUUUAUACUAAAUUGUGUGCCGGUUGUCACGUGCGAAUUUAAUAGUAUUGCCAUUCUAACCAGUAUUUUUAAUCCGAAAUAAGAUGGGCGAUAACGUACUACCAUUCCAACUGCAAGCUUUGGAUAAACAGACCCAUCUAGAUCAUUUAUGUGCUCUUGAUAUUAAUUCCAGAGCAUCGUUUAUUCGUUUAUCAGGAAUAAUAUGUACAAUUGGACCUGCAUCAAGAGACCCAGACGUGCUGGUGGAGAUGAUGGAAGCAGGUAUGAACGUGGCGCGUCUCAAUUUCUCUCAUGGUUCUCACGAAUACCACGCCGAAACAAUCGUCAAUAUCCGUACCGCUGUUGAUAUGUACAGCAAGAAAAUUGGUAUGCCUUAUCCGUUAGCCAUAGCCCUUGAUACCAAAGGACCCGAAAUCCGUACAGGUCUUCUCGAAGGGGGUGGUUCUGCUGAAGUUGAACUAGUUAAAGGUCAAACCAUUAAAUUGACCACCGAUAAGGCAUACGAAUCAAAAGGCACUAAAGACUGCGUAUAUAUUGAUUACGAUAAUAUUCAGAAAGUUGUAAAACCAGGAAAUCGCAUUUACGUCGACGAUGGUUUGAUGUCUUUGGUUGUAGAAAGUGUCCAAGGCUCUUUCCUCACCUGUACCGUUGAAAAUGGCGGUAUUCUUGGAAGUCGUAAAGGUUGCAAUCUUCCUGGUGUUCCCGUCGAUUUACCUGCCGUAUCUGAAAAGGAUAAAUCCGAUUUGAAAUUUGGCGUCGAACAAAAAGUCGAUAUAAUUUUUGCUUCGUUCAUACGUAACGGUGCUGCCUUGGCCGAAAUCAGGAGCAUCCUUGGAGAAGAAGGAAAAAAAAUUUUAAUUAUUUCCAAAAUUGAAAACCAACAAGGUGUGGAUAAUUUGGACGAAAUCAUAGAUGCUUCAGAUGGUAUUAUGGCGGCCCGUGGUGAUCUUGGUAUAGAAAUUCCCACUGAAAAAGUAUUCAUAGCACAAAAAGCGAUGAUCGCUCGUUGCAACAAAGUAGGUAAACCGGUCAUUUGUGCUACCCAAAUGUUGGAAUCUAUGACCAAAAAACCGAGACCGACUCGUGCCGAAAGUUCAGAUGUAGCUAAUGCCGUUAUCGAUGGAGCUGAUUGCGUGAUGUUAUCAGGUGAAACGGCUAAAGGAGAUUACCCAUUAGAUUGCGUUAGAACUAUGGCUAACAUUUGCAAAGAAGCCGAAGCUGCCAUGUGGAGUAAGGAAUUCUUCCACGAUUUAACAGAUAUAUUGCCAGUUCCGCUUGAUAUAGCACAAACAAUUGCAGUUUCCGCAGUAGAAUCUUCCAAUAAGACGUUGGCUGCUGCUAUAAUUGUUAUUACCACGUCCGGUAAAUCUGCUCAUUUGGUCGCUAAAUUUAAACCAAGAUGUCCCAUUAUUGCAGUAACACGGAACGCUCAAGUUGCUAGACAAGCCCAACUCUAUAGGGCCAUUUUACCGUUGGUAUAUGAAGCUGAUCGUCUUGAAGAUUGGUUAAAAGAUGUAGACGCCAGAGUACAAUACGGUAUCAAAUUCGGUAAAGCCCAAGGAUUUAUUAGAACCGGUGAUCCAGUUGUGGUUAUAACAGGAUGGAAACAAGGAUCCGGUUUUACAAAUACUCUUAGAAUCAUCUAUGCAGCCGAUGAAGUACAGGCUGUAUGUCUUGGAACAUGUUCCAAGUAAAUUAUCAAAGUAACAUAAAAAAACAACACAUACUACUCCAGUUGCCAUUAAUCUUGAUCAACAUGUUAUAAAAAUAUAUAUAUUUUUUAAAUUUACUCAUUGACUACAGUAUUUUUUUAAAUUUUAAAGCGUAAAUUAUUUAUUCAUUCACAAAUUAUGGACCUUGUUAUUUUCUAUUGGAUCUGGUACACAUUUGGCAUUAUUUAGUAUGUUGAUGAAUUUUAUUUGGAAAUUGUGUAGAUCAGAAUAUUCUAGAUGAUUAUUUAUUUGCGUGAACGUUUAUUUGUAUGAAAUAGAUGUAUUAUAAAUGUUGUAAAAUACAUAAGUGAACUUUUAAAAGUUAUACAGAAUUGAUGUAGUAUUAAAUUGCUGAGAGAUCGACUCGACUUUUUUAUUAAAACAAAAUUUUAACAUAAAAUAUAGCCUACAAUGGAUUUAAUAAUACUUUGGAUCAUGUUACAACCAAAGGACACAACUGGGAUUGUAUAAACCUUCAAGUCAUCGCUCAAUGUACAAACAUAUCAAAGGCGGAAGAAGUAAAAACGUUAGUGAAAGACGAAUUAGUGAAAAGUGAAGUAGAGGCUGGUUUUUCACAUAAAAUAAUUAAAAUGGCGAAUCUAGUCUUUUUGCUUUUAUAUAGUAUUUCCUGAUAUCUUAGUCUCUAGUUUUUAUUUCCAUUUUUUUAACCAAUCUAUUUUGCCAGUAAAAAUUAUUCCAGUUACAUUUUCUACUGAUUCGAAAAUUCUUUUCCCGGUAGGUCUUCUAUUAUGUAUUGCUGUGUAUGAAUAAAUAAUUCUUCGUAGUAUUUGUUCCUCAAAUUUAUCAACGGAUCCUUUGGAAGUUGAGGGUUCAUAGGAGCGUUUUUUGACUCGUUAGAAGUUAUUUUGAAAUAUGUCAGCUCAUAUUGUACUACUUGUACAACUUGCAAAAAGUAAAGGAUUCUUAAUCAGUAAAGAUAAUGAAUCUGAAUUCUGCAAUAUUAUUUGCGUUUUUAUAGAAGUCUCUAAUGGAACAUUUGACAGCAAAUCUUGAUUCACAGCUAAAAACGUGAUAAGUAAAUGGACCCAAUUUGAGAACUUGUUUAUGUCUUUUGGUUUUGAUCAGUUGCUCUGAUCUAAAUACUUGUAAAACCACUGAUUAUGUUUUAUCUUGCAGCUAACACUGCUACAGCAAGUUUAUUACAAAAGUAUGCAAAAACAAAAACCUGUGCAAUUGCAAUAACUAAUCUUAAGAUAAAUUGAUGUCUUUAAGAGGAAAAGAACGCCAAAGAAAAAAUUAACACCCUGUGGAAAAUUGAAAGAUGAAGCUGACUCUAUUUCAACAGUUCAACGUUAAAAAAUUAUAUACUUUGAUAUGGGUAUUGAAGAGAGAUUUUGCGCAAACCAAGACGUUAUAACUUUAAUUCCCCGGCAGGAGACUCUUCCUUUAAGAAGUGUAUUUCAUCCUGUUAAAGUAUUUAAUUAACUGGUACUUAGAAGGGGUGAACAAUCAAUAUUAAAUUGGAUGCUACCAACUUUUUAAAAAAGGUGGAAACACCUUAUGAAUUAAAUUAAUAAUAAAAACUACUUAUUUAUGAAAAUCCGGGAUGGAUGCACCAUCACCUGAAAUCCUAGUUGUUGGAGUUGAGUUGAAUUUGUUUGGUUGAGGUAUACCGGUUGAGUCCUUUGAAUGUGGUUGAAGUUCUUACAGGGCAGCUGUAGAACUGCGGAUAAAAACAGGAAGGAAACGGGAACACAGAUGGAAAUUACUGAAGAAGGAACGAGUAGAAAGAAUAGAUUUGAAUAAAAGGAACUAAAAUAUAACCAAACAGGAAUAUUUUCUAUUCUAUUCGUUCUGUUCGCCAUAGAAAAAGAAAUAUUAUUGAAUCUCGCACAUUUUCAUUGUAUGUACAAGAAUCAAAGAGAAAAGCACCAAAAUUGUUGACUAGUUUCACAUCUCCAGUGCCAUGUAUAUUUAGAGAUCCUUUAUUGAUAAAUGGAACAUAAGUUCGAUAUUCUCCCUUUCGAAUAGACUCAUCAAAUCUAGACACAUCAUAACAGGGGUGGUCAUAAACGUUAGUCAUGACCACAACUAUUGUAGUUGCUAUGUGGAUGGUCCAAAAGAGUAUUUCAACGGUUAGCAGAAUGUACCAAAUUCAGCAACCUCUUAGCGGUUGGUCCACUGAGAACUAAAGAGACAGAUGCAGUAAAGAAGAUUGGGACCUGACCGAAAAAGUAGAAAUUGAAUUUAUUUCCCUGAAAAUAAACAAUGUUCCAAGUGUUUUAUAUUCCUUUUUUUAGUUCUGCAUAAACUUACUCAAUGUGGACUAUUGUAUAUUGCAUGUGAACGGGACCUAAUAUCCAGACUACUUUUUAUUAACGUUAAGAGAGAUUUGUUUCAUAAUUUAGACACAAACAAAAUAAUAGAUGAAGUGGUUUAACAGUGAGUUGCUCAUAAAGAAGCUGUUACUCCAGUUAAGUACCUCCUGUUUUUUAAUAUAACAUCGUGAACUGUUAGAUAUAAAGGAUUUUUUGAAAA
This is a messenger RNA of Diorhabda sublineata, 4355 nucleotides long. Its product is annotated as pyruvate kinase-like. Bases 228 to 1838 code for a protein of 536 amino acids. The transcript has 8 exons. Gene Ontology annotation, cellular component: cytoplasm. Gene Ontology annotation, biological process: glycolytic process. Gene Ontology annotation, molecular function: potassium ion binding; pyruvate kinase activity; magnesium ion binding. The record is from RefSeq and is a predicted model, not a curated record. NCBI's taxonomy places the organism in Eukaryota, Metazoa, Arthropoda, Insecta, Coleoptera, Chrysomelidae.